UAAAUGCGCAAAGGAUUAUGGGAAUCUGAGGCCUGGGGAUUGAACGACCGCCCUUUUUUGGAGCAACGAGAGUAGAACAGCAGUACAUACGUCGAGGGAAAUAUUAUCGCCAAACAACUGUCUGAAGCUGUGUAAUCGAACUCGAGAGUGUGAUCAGCUGUACGAUGGCAGCUGAGGUGGACAUUGACCUGGAGACGGAUGAAAGUAAUGAGUUUCCAGCCCAUUACAAAGUCAUGAUGGACAAACUUAAUGAGCAACGACAGCUGGACCAGUUCACUGAUAUUACUUUGAUUGUGGAUGGACACCAGUUCAGAGCCCAUAAAGCAGUGUUGGCGGCAUGCAGUCAGUUUUUCCAUAAGUUCUUCCAGGAUUUUACCCAAGAGCCACUGGUGGAGAUAGAAGGAGUUAGUAACACAGCCUUUCGCCAGCUGAUGGAGUUCACCUAUACAGCCACGCUGGCUAUCUCUGGAGAAGAGGAGGCAUAUGAUGUGUGGAAGGCUGCUGAAUAUCUCCAGAUGCAGGAAGCCAUCAAAGCCCUUAACAACAAGAUAAAUGAGAACUCCUCACUGACAUCAAAAAGAAAAGGUAAAAAGAGGAAAAUUGCUGAGACGUCCAAUGUGAUCACAGAAAGCCUCCCUUCAGUGGAGGGAGAACAGGUCGAGAUUGAAGUUUUAGGGGAAGGGCCAAUUGAAGUGGAGGAGUCUGGACUUGAGGAGGUGGUCGAUGCAGUGAAGAACGCCCAAGCUGCAUCAGAUGACUCUGCUUUAGCUCUUCUUGCUGACAUAACAAGCAAAUAUCAGCAAGGGGAACCGACACUGCAGGUGAUUAAGAAAGGAGACAUAGAAGAGCAGGAGAUCGCAUAUCAGGAGGAAACUGUGACUGCCUCAAAAGUGCUGGAGAACGUUGAAGUUGUUGAGGUCCAGAUUUCCCAAGUGGACAACAUGUUCCGCUGCAACAAAUGUGACCGUAGCUUCAAGCUGUACUAUCACCUCAAACAGCAUUUAAAGACACACCUCGGGUCGUUGGAAAAGCCCCAUGUGUGCAGCCAUUGUGGGAAAGCCUACACAAGGGAAGGCGCAUUGAAGCAACACAUCAGCACAUUUCAUUUUGAUGUUGAGGAGCUGUCUCGAAACCAGAGGCCCCAAAAAAAGGUGCAUGUUUGUGAAUACUGCAAAAAGCACUUUGACCACUUUGGGCACUUCAAGGAGCACCUACGGAAACACACUGGUGAAAAACCUUAUGAGUGCCCAGACUGCCAUGAGCGAUUUGCAAGGAACAGCACUUUGAAGUGCCAUAUGGCAGCCUGUCAGAACGGGGCCGGAGCCAAGAAAGGACGCAAGAAAAUCUAUGAAUGCCAGGUGUGCAGUAGUGUAUUCAACAGCUGGGACCAGUUCAAAGACCAUCUAGUGAGCCACACAGGGGACAAGCCCAACCACUGUACAGUGUGUGACAUGUGGUUCACCCACCCGAAAGACCUGAAGGCCCACCUUAAGGAUGUCCAUUCCAUCAAAGGCAAUAAAUCAACACAGGAAUUAGUUAUCACCGACUCUGCCGCCACCGCCGCCCUCGCCAUAGCAACACAGAACAUAGAGGGAGCAGAAACCGUCCUUCUGGAUGAUGGAAUCCAGGUGGAGCAUGUCACUGUGGAGCCCUUGGAUGUGAUGGAGAUGGAGGAGACUGCAACUGUUGUGGUGGAGGACGGAGGUGUGGCAGAGAUGUGCGAAGAGGACGUAGAAAGGUUAAAGCAGGCGGGAGUGCAGAUCCAGGUGGUGCGUGUGACCACGACAGAAGUUGACGGGCAGCAGGUGGUGAACUCUCAGGUGGAGGUAGAGAUGGAGGGUGAAAUGGUUAACGUUGAGGAAGUGGAACAAUCAGUGGUUGUAUGAUACUGUUAAAGCAGUUGUCUUAAGUGAACCACAGAACACUGUCUCAAAUGUGACUGGCUAUGUUCUUCUCCUCACAGAAAUCUGCAUGUGUGAUGCAGCAUGUCACCUCCAUUUGUCCUGCUGUUUGCCAUCACGCUGACUCGCUCUGUCUCCAUCACAGUCACACUGAACUCUGAUGUACAGAUGGAGAUCAAAGACAUUUCUUGCCAAUUAUCCUGUAUUUAUUUGGAAGCUGUUUCCUCUGAUACCACAUUCUUGACUCCUUAGCACUUAUCAAAACAUUUUUCAUCUGCUUUUUUUCUCCAUUUCCUUAUUUUACCUCAGAAUUACAUUGCAUUUGUUUCAAUUUUGGUCAGUUGCCAUUACAAUUUUACAAUGAAUGAAAUACUCUUUUGCAGUUCAUAUAACACCUGAUGGAUGGUGCUGACCUUGAUCAGUACUAAUGCUACAGUUUUGUUUAAGCUUAUAUUUUCAUAUUGACUUUCGCUGUUGUUUUUUUUUUGUUUUGUUUUGGUUUUUUUUGAAAGACCAAUAUUGAAUAAAAUCAGUUUCCAGAAUGGG
Molecule: messenger RNA, 2447 nt
Organism: Sphaeramia orbicularis (orbiculate cardinalfish)
Lineage: Eukaryota; Metazoa; Chordata; Actinopteri; Kurtiformes; Apogonidae
Gene: zbtb35
Product: zinc finger protein 131
Exons: 9
Coding region: 165-1886 (573 amino acids)
Biological process (GO): regulation of transcription by RNA polymerase II
Cellular component (GO): nucleus
Molecular function (GO): protein binding; DNA-binding transcription factor activity, RNA polymerase II-specific
Source: RefSeq, a predicted model, not a curated record